Molecule: messenger RNA, 212 nt
Organism: Dentiscutata heterogama
Lineage: Eukaryota; Fungi; Glomeromycota; Glomeromycetes; Diversisporales; Gigasporaceae
Source: the annotation of a GenBank genome assembly
AAUGUUCUCAACUCACUAAAUGCUUUGUAAAACAAGGAGCUAACAUUCCUUUACGAAACGAAGCUGAAAAAUUCAAAAGCACUGCACAAUCGAGUAGCGGUGAAUUAAUCGAUACAAAUAAUACGAGCGAUGUGGAUGAAUCUACUAAUUUCGAAAAAAAUUCUGAAACAGAAAAAUAUAAUUCGUACAGUAUUGAAAAUAUAAUUAAUUAA